This is a messenger RNA of Acinonyx jubatus (cheetah), 3269 nucleotides long. RefSeq names its product NIPA like domain containing 4 (gene NIPAL4). The record is from RefSeq and is a predicted model, not a curated record. Gene Ontology annotation, cellular component: membrane. Gene Ontology annotation, molecular function: magnesium ion transmembrane transporter activity. Bases 262 to 1476 code for a protein of 404 amino acids. Gene Ontology annotation, biological process: magnesium ion transport. NCBI's taxonomy places the organism in Eukaryota, Metazoa, Chordata, Mammalia, Carnivora, Felidae. The transcript has 6 exons.
UCCGCACCCCGGGAGGGCGUGCGCCCCUCUGCCGGCUGCUCGAGCGCUGGGCCCCCGGCCCAGCGAGUUGCCCAAGACUCUGGGUGACUCCUCCCCGAGGACCGUCCCCCUCUGGGGCGCGUCAUUCUCUCCACCCCUGGGGCCGACCCCGGCAGCCUCUGGCACGCCGGCCACGCGGGGGACGAGUCUCGGCCACCUGCUCCGGCACCGGGGAACCCGGGGCGCCAGCAGCCCGCGCGUCGGUCCGUGCGCGAAGGGCCCAUGGAGCUGCGGGCCAGCAACACCAGCUGCCAGAACGGUUCCCUGAUCAGCCUUUACUGCUCCUCCCAACAAGUCCUGUGCCAGAUCGUCAGUGACCUCAGCCCCCAGGUGCCCAGCAAUGUCACCUCUACCAGCUGGAAGGAGAGGUUCAGGCAGAGCUACGGCUUCUACAUUGGUCUGGGCCUGGCCUUCUUGUCCAGCUUCCUCAUCGGCAGCAGUGUCAUCCUCAAGAAGAAAGGCCUUCAACGACUGGUGGCCUCGGGGGCCACACGGGCUGUGGACGGAGGGUAUGGCUACCUGAAGGAUGCCAUGUGGUGGGCUGGAUUUCUCACCAUGGCUGCUGGAGAGGUUGCCAACUUCGGGGCCUACGCAUUUGCUCCUGCGACAGUUGUCACGCCUCUGGGAGCACUGAGUGUCCUCAUAAGUGCUGUCCUGUCCUCAUACUUCCUGGGAGAGAGUCUGAAUCUGCUGGGGAAGCUGGGCUGUGUGAUCUGUGUGGCCGGCAGCACAGUGAUGGUGAUACACGCCCCCGAGGAAGAGAAGGUCUCCACCGUCAUUGAGAUGGCUGCCAAGAUGAAAGACACAGGGUACAUCGUGUUUGCUGUGCUUCUGCUGGUGUUCUGCCUCAUCCUCAUCUUCGUCAUCGCCCCACGCUAUGGACAAAGGAACAUCCUCGUUUACAUCAUCAUCUGCUCUGUGAUUGGGUCCUUCUCCGUGUCUGCCGUCAAGGGUCUGGGCAUCACCAUUAAGAACUUCUUCCAGGGGAUGCCAGUUGUGAGGCAUCCCCUCCCCUACAUCCUGUCCCUCAUCCUGGCACUUUCUCUCAGCACUCAGGUCAACUUCCUGAACAGGGCACUGGACAUUUUUAAUACUUCCCUGGUGUUCCCCAUCUACUAUGUGUUCUUCACAACGGUGGUGGUUACCUCCUCCGUCAUCCUCUUCAAGGAAUGGUACAGCAUGUCUGUAGUGGACAUUGUGGGCACCCUCUCUGGCUUUGUCACCAUCAUUCUGGGUGUGUUCAUGCUUCAUGCUUUCAAAGACCUGGACAUCAGCCAGACCAGCUUGCCCCACAUGCACAAAAACCCAACCCCAUCUCCCACCCCUGAGCCCACUGUCAUUAGACUAGAAGACAAGAAUGUCCUUGUAGACAAUAUAGAACUCUCCAGCACCCCAUCACCAGAAGAGAAGCCCAGAGUAUUUAUAAUCCAUUCUUAAAGUGUGGAAUACGAGAGUGAGAAGAUGAGCACUACAGUACAGCCUGACUUCUCAAUUCCAGAGCCACCUGGUUAUUUUCAGAACAACUGUUACCGAUAGGCUCUCUUUUCUUGAGAUGUUCAUUUAUACCUCAUCAUUGUUUCCAGAAGGAAAAUCCCUACCCAGUGAGCGGUGGUUGCAGAACUUCAUGGAAACAGCCUCAGUGACCAAAUACCCUACUUGAUGUUGGUGCCAGCAGGUCCCCUGGACCUCCCUUCCCACUUGUUUCCUCAGUGCCAUCUCUGUGUUGUUGGGAAGAAGAUAGAAUUUGACCCGUUGAAUGUAGCACAGGCCAAGAACUUCCCUGAGAUGCCUGUCGUCAGGAAAUACUUAGCACUGGUUCUCCUGAGACUGAAUCCCAUUCCUCAGCCCAAGGACAAAGUGCAGCUGGCUCCUGGAGGCCCCGAGAGCAAUUCGUCACACCUCCCUUCCAGAGCUGACAACUAAUGUGAGACGUCUUGCUGCUUUUGCUACUUCCUCUUCGGAGACAACAGCAUGACCUCAGCUGACCUUCUUACUGUGAAAACCACCUGAUGUCUCAGGGAACAUUUCCACCAGCCCCAUUCCCGGAGCACUCCAGCCGGGAGGUCAGCAUCUUCACUUCCGUCCACUCUACCCCCAUCCCUGCCCCUUCCGUCUCCCUCUCUGUCCUAAGGAGUUGUCACUGAGACAUUCAGGCAAUUACCUUAGAACUCAAAAAACAAAAUGACAAGGACAAUGAUCCUCUACAGCCAAGCUCUGCUGGCCCAACCCAGUGUUUCAUUUUGCCUCCCUCUAGAAAGAGAACAGCAUUUGCACUGCUCUUAAAAGUAGUCUGGCUGUCAAAAUAGCAUUUGGCAGAAUGCACUUUCCUUUUCCUCAAGGAGUAAACCAAAAUAUGAUUUGGGGAGAUGGGGAGAAUUAGGAGCAAUGUCAGAAUUUGGCAGAAAGCGGCCACAGGCCCUCUAGAAACCAGGGAUGACUUUUGUGUUUAUUCUGGUGCCCAAGAACCCAGGUGAAAAGGGCUCUGGGUACUUUCUGGGCUAUAGCCUUAGAGGCUUGAGCAGUGGGAUCAGCUUUGAACUUCCGUGACCAAGUGGGGUGUAGGCUUGGCAUGGGUGUUUUCUGGCUGUUGAUCAGAUGGCCACAAAGUCCUCAAUGCCAUUGAUGAGCUACCCACCUUGGGAAGCAGCAGGUCAUGGCUGCUCCAACACCAUCUACUUUGGGGACUGCCUUUGGUCCCCUCACAUUUGGCCAGACGCAUUUAAAAAACAAGAGCAGCUGGAGAGAGGGAGAGAGAUAAUUCCCUUCCUGUCUUCUUUCUAGCUGCAAGAGUGUGGGAGUUGGUAGAAGGGCCAUUGAAGGGGAAGAGAGCCAGUAUAUCUAUAAAGAGGGAAGGCUUGAUCCUCAGCCCCCAAGUGGGUGCAGAGCCUCCCCUGUAUAACCCCGUACCUGUGUCCUGCGUUGAUGUCCCAUGCCCUAAGCACAGCCAAGCCCGGCCCAGACUCUUGCUGGCCUUGAAGCUCUAAAGGCUCGGCUGACCAAUACACUAGCUUCCUGCACCUCCAGCCUCAAAUCUCCAGUUUUCAAUGAAUGUGGAUUUCUGUCUGUAACUAAAAUCAGUGCAACAUGUUGGAUCUUGAGAGAGGCAGUAAUCUAAGGGCCCUAAGAGCAUGGUUUACAGGGUCAAGAAAAAAGACCUCUGGGUAUGUUUACUUUAUACUUGUGUCUUUGCCUUCAUCGGACACAGAACAAUUAAAUUGGUUUGUCUAAUG